CGAUUUUAACCGAGGUGUUCCCUUCAAUUGAGUUUUAGUGACACAACUUGAGUUGUCAUUCGUAUUUAGUACUCGUUUUAAUAAAAAUUGUAUUAAUUAUUUUAAAUUAUUAACAUAAAUCCACAACAAAGAUGACUGACGUCGAAAAUAUUGCUACCGAUACCGGUCGGAUUGUAAAAAUGGAAGUAGAUUAUAGUUCAACUUGUGAUGGAAAGAUUCCCGAAUGUCAGAAAAUGGCCGCUAAUGGGGAUCUACGCGGGGCUUUAGAUGCACUUUUAGCUUUGGAGAAACAAACUCGUACAGGAGCUGAUGCUACAUCCACAGCUCGUGUACUUGUUGCAAUUGUUCAAAUAUGUAAGGAUGCACAAGAUUGGAAUGCUUUAUGCGAACAUGUUUCAAUAUUGAGUAAGCGUAGAUCUCAAUUAAAGCAAGCCAUUGGGAAAAUGGUGCAAGAAUGCUGUAGCUAUGUACACGAACAUGCAAAAGAUCAAAAAUUAAUGCCUGAUACACCGACAUAUUUGAAAGUAAUUGAAACCUUACGACAGGUAACUGAGGGUAAAAUUUAUGUAGAAGUUGAACGUGCUCGAUUAACUUUAGCAUUAGCGAAAUACAAAGAAAGUAUUCAAGAUAUUACCGGAGCAGCUGAAACAAUUCUUGAAUUACAAGUUGAAACAUAUGGUUCAAUGGAUAAACGAGAGAAAGUUGAAAUGAUUUUAGAACAAAUGCGUUUGUGUCUGAGAAAUGAGGAUUAUAUUCGUACACAAAUUAUAUCGAAGAAAGUUAAUGCGAAAUUCUUCGAUGAUGAAAGUACUAAAGAUUUGAAAUUGAAAUAUUACAAUCUUAUGCUGAAAUUAGAUGAACAUGAAGGUGCACAUUUGGCUGCUUGCAAACAUUACAGGGCAUUAAUGAACGCUCAAGAAUCCGAAACAAUGCGUUUAACAUCAUUAUGUAAUGCUGUAUUGUACUUAAUAUUAGCCCCGCACGACAACGAACAGUCCGAUUUAAUGCAUCGAAUGCUAUUAGAACGUGAAUUAGAUCAAAUACAAAUAUUUAAAGAACUAUUAAAAUUAUUUGUGAAUCCAGAAUUAAUAAAAUGGACAAGUUUUUGUAAAUUAUAUAAACAACCAUUAUGUGAGAAAACAACUGGAACGGAACGUUUAAAUGAUGUAUUCGAUGAGACACGUACUCCAAAGGCAAAACAACAUUGGAAAGAAUUACAAGAUCGUAUUGUUGAGCAUAAUAUACGUGUUAUGGCUAAAUAUUACACGCGAAUAUCAUUAAAACGUAUGGCUGAAUUGUUAGAUUUAACACCGGCUGAAGCUGAAACUUCGUUAUCAUCGUUGGUCGUUUGUGGAUCAGUGCAUGCUAAAACUGAUCGACCAGCUGGUGUUGUUUACUUUACACGUUCAAAAGAUCCAAAUGAUAUAUUAAAUGAUUGGGCAAAUCAUUUAUCCAGUUUAAUGCAACUUGUAAAUAAAACAACGCAUUUGAUCAACAAAGAGGAAUGUGUGCACAAACAUCUUUUGUCUGUUAAAAACAAUUAACCCCCCUUUUUUUUGCUUAAAUUUUUCA
Chrysoperla carnea is the source of this 1572-nucleotide messenger RNA. It is a transcript of the gene Rpn5, whose product is annotated as 26S proteasome non-ATPase regulatory subunit 12. The transcript is spliced from 3 exons. Gene Ontology annotation, cellular component: cytoplasm; proteasome regulatory particle, lid subcomplex; nuclear proteasome complex. The record is from RefSeq and is a predicted model, not a curated record. The coding region runs from base 132 to 1544 and encodes 470 amino acids. NCBI's taxonomy places the organism in Eukaryota, Metazoa, Arthropoda, Insecta, Neuroptera, Chrysopidae.